Gopherus flavomarginatus (Mexican gopher tortoise) is the source of this 4003-nucleotide messenger RNA. RefSeq names its product zinc finger and SCAN domain-containing protein 2-like. The transcript has 2 exons. Gene Ontology annotation, molecular function: RNA polymerase II cis-regulatory region sequence-specific DNA binding; DNA-binding transcription activator activity, RNA polymerase II-specific. Bases 429 to 1793 code for a protein of 454 amino acids. Gene Ontology annotation, biological process: regulation of transcription by RNA polymerase II. Lineage: Eukaryota; Metazoa; Chordata; Testudines; Testudinidae. The record is from RefSeq and is a predicted model, not a curated record. Gene Ontology annotation, cellular component: nucleus.
GUUAAACGAAAUGGAGCUCCUUGAGCCUAUCACCAUAAAGCCUGUUUUCUAAGCCUUUGCUCCCUGGGGCUCUGUCUCUGGUGUUACGAAGAAGGGAAGGAUUCUGGCUAGAUCGGACUGUGCCCUGUGUCUGGAAAGGAUCCAGUGGCUGCAGCCACUAGAGGGCCCUGGAUAUGGCCCAGGAACAGGAGUCUGCUCCCUCUGCUCAGCUUAUCAGGGCUGAGUUUCCGCUGCUGCUGCUGCAUCCGGCCUGGAGCUGCGCUGAUGAUUGGCUGCUGUUGCCUGGUGGGAUCUGAUGCCCAGCUUCCCAGCUGCGCAUUGCCCAGCGGAGGGAAUGACCCACAUCCAGAUUCUUUCUCGUCCCAGCAGGAACUGAGAUUUAAGAGCGAGGAUGAGGAGGGAAUCAGCAGCAAGGAGGUGAUGAGACAAUGGAUCCGGAUGGGACCGCCCCAGGAAUCUCUGAAGCUGAGGAACACCAGAGUCUUGGGCACGGAGAAGCCCGCGAGGAUCACAGCGGGUUGGAAGAGCAGGCAGAUGGCAAUCCUGAUGCUGUCAGGAGAAGUUUAAAUGUCCAGGAUGGCACCCAGCCAGGGGAGGAUCCAGCCACAUGGGCUGAGACAGGGAGAGGCCCCAGUGGGAGCUCAGAACAUAGGGCCCUGGAAAGAACCCAGCUGCGGCAGAAGCCCCAUUGCUGCCCUGACUGCGGGAAGGCAUUCAGCUGGAGCUCCCACCUCAUUCAGCACCAGCGGGUUCACACAGGGCAGAGGCCCUACAAAUGUCCUGACUGCGGGAAGGGCUUCACCCAGAGCUCAGAUCUCAUUACCCACCAGAGAAUUCACACAGGCGAAAAACCGCACCGCUGCCACCAGUGUGGAAAAGGCUUCAGUGUCAGCUCGGGGCUGGCCCGGCACCGGCGGGUCCACACUGGGGAGCGCCCCUACAAGUGCCCUGAGUGUGGGAAGAGCUUUGGUCGCAGUUCCAACCUGCUGACCCACCAGCGCACACACACAGGAGAGCGCCCGUACCAGUGUGGGGAAUGCGGGCAGUGCUUCAGCCUCAGCUCCACCCUUGCCAAGCACCGGCGGCUGCACACGGGGGAGCGUCCCUACACCUGUGCCGACUGUGGGCAGUGCUUCAGCCUGGGCUCCACCCUGGCACUGCAUCGGCGCAGUCUGCACACGGGUGAGCGCCCCUACCAGUGCACUGACUGCGGCAAGCGUUUUAGCCGUAGCUCCAACCUGGCCACGCACCGCCGCAGCCUGCACACAAAUGACCGGCCCUACAGCUGUGCUGAGUGCGGCAAAGCGUUUGGUUGCAGCUCAGACUUGCUGGCCCACCAGCGCAGCCACUCCGAGGAGCGGCCCUAUCACUGUGCUCAGUGUGGCAAGGGGUUUGGCCGCCGUUCCAAUCUCCUGGCACAUCAGCGCAGCCACACCGGGGAGCGGCCCUUCCCAUGCGGGGAGUGUGGGAGGUGCUUCAGCCGGCGCUCCGACCUCGUCAGCCACUGCAGGACCCACACCGGGGAGCGGCUCUACCUGUGCACCCAGUGCCCCAAGAGCUUUGGGCAGAGCGCCGACCUGCUAUCCCACCAGCACACCCACACUGGGGAGCGACCCUACCACUGCCACCAAUGUGGCCAGAGCUUCAGCCUCAGCUCCAACCUCCUGGCCCACCGCAGGGUCCACACCGGGGAGAGGCCCUACCACUGUGCCCAGUGUGGGAGGGGAUUUACCCGCACCGGCAACCUCCUGGCACAUCAGCGGUGGCAGCACGCAGUGGGAGAGACCACCUGAUGACACAGAAUAUGUGCAGGGAGAGAGAGCCCACCUGAGGGCACAGUCCAUGAGUGAGGAAAGUCUACCUGCCAGCACAGAACAUGCACGGGGGAGAGUGACCACCUGAUGGCACAGAACAUGGUAUGAAAGAAAAUUAUCUUGAAUGCUUAUGACUCAAUGUCCUCAGAGAUAAAGAACAAGACGCGGUAUUAGUUGGUGUCUGGUACAGACCACCAAAUCACACCAGGGAACAGGGAGACCAGCUCCUUAUACACCUAUUUAUAAGGUGUAGAUAAAAAUGCUGUGUGGUCCUGGGGCAUUCCAAUUUGAGUGACAUAUGCUGAAGGUCUCAUGCUGCCAGUAUUAAAACAUCCUUGAAUUUCUAAACGUUAUAGAUAAUGUCCUAACUCAAAAAGUAUUGCAUCCAACAUGAGGGUUGACAGAUAAAGAGGAAUUAAUCAAAGAACUAAAAAUUAAUGGUAACUUAGGUACAAGUGAUCAUUACUUGAUCAGAUUUAUACUGUGCAAACAGAAUAAAGUCCAGACCAGUGAUAUAUAUACUUGGUGCUUUAAAAGAGCCAAUUUCACAAAGCUGAAAACAAUUAUGAACCAAAUCACCUGGGAGGAAGAAUUGAAUCAGAAAAAUAUGAUUGAUAAUUGCGAAUUGUUUAAGAAGACUUUAUUAAAUGCCUAAAAAGCCAAAGUCCCACAAUUGAGGAAGAAGGCCACUGAUCUGGUUCAGAGGGGAACUGAAGACAACUGUGGAAAAUAGAAAAAAAAAUACAGUGGAGUCACAUCAUCGGCGCAUUUAACUUACGCAAUUUUAACUAUACGCGCUCGGCAAAAGAAAAAACAAAAAGAGAAAAAUAACAAUUUAAAUACUGUACGUGUAGAGUGGGCGAUUCCGCCCGCCAUUCCAGUCAAUGAGCGUUUGACUAUAUGCGAUUUUCGCCUUACGCGCUGACUUCAGAACCUAACCCUGUGUAAGAUGCAACUCCCCUAUAUAUAACAAACGGAAGAAAGGGGAAGUUGAUGAAUAUAAAUCCGAAGCUAGGAAUUGUAGAAAAUUGAUUAGAGAAGCAAAGGGAUGCAGGGAAAAACCUCUGGCCAGGAGAGUUAAGGACUAUAAGAAGGAGUUUUUAAAGUAUAUUAGGAACAAAAAGAAUCCUGACAAUGGUCUUAGUCCAUAACUAGAUGGAAAUGGUAGAAUUGUCAGUAAUAAUGCAGAAAUGGCAGAAAUGUGCAACAAAUAUUUCUGUUCUGUAUUUGGGAAAAAAUAAAUGAUAUUGUCAUAUCAUAUGAUAUCAUUCCAUUCCACUAGUAUCGCAGGAAGAUGUUAAACCGUAGCUACUAAGGUCAGACAUUUUUAAAUAUAUAACUUGCAUCCAGAAGUUUUAAAAGAGCUGGCUGAGGAGCUUGCUGGACCAUUAAUGGGGAUUUUCAAUAAGUGUUGGAACACCGGGAAAGUUCCAGAAGCCUGGAACAAAGCUAAUGUUGUGCCAAUAUUUAAAAAGGAUAAAUGAGAUGACUGGAUAAUAUGGGACUGUCAGUCUGACACUGAUCCUAGGCAAGAUAAUAGAGCACCUGAUACAGGACUCAAUUAAUAAAGAAUUAAAAGAGGGUAAUAUAAUUAGUGCCAAUCAACAUGGGUUUAUGGAAAAUAAAUCCUGUCAAACUAACUUGAUACAUUUUUGGAUGAAAUUACAAGUUUGAUUGGCAAAGGUUACAGUGUUGACAUAAUAUACUUAGACAUCCGUAAGGCAUUUGACUUGGUAUCACAUGACAGUUUGAUUAAAAAACUAGAAAGAUAUAAAAUUAACUUGGCACAUAUUCAAUGGCUUAAAAGCUGACUCACUGAUAGGUGUUUAAAGGUAAUAGUAAGUGGAGAAUCAUCACUGAAUGGGUGUAUUAUUAGGGGGGUCCUGCAGGGAUUGGUUUUUGGCCCUACCCUAUUGAACAUUUUUAGUGAUGACCUGAAAGAAAACAUAAAAUCAUCACUGGUAAUGUUCGUAGGUGACACAAAAAUUGAGGAAGGGGUAAAUAAUGAAGAGAAGGUCGCUGAUUCAGAGCAAGCUGGAUUGCUUGGUAAACUGGGUGCUGGCAAACAAAAUGUGUUUUAAUAUCUACGUCUAGGAACAAAGAAUGUAGCCAGACUUACAGGAUGGGGAAGCAGUGACUUUGAAAAAGAUUUUUAGGGGCACUUGUGCAUAAUCAGCUGAACAUGAGCU